UUUUCAUCGCCGUCUUCCUCUCUCAAUUUCUUAAAUUUGCCAUGGAUCUCACCUUCGAAUCUCACAAAUUUUCAUAAUCGGUUGUUUGUAUCCACCUUGCCAUCGCUCCUCAUCGACCAUUCAUCCGCAAAUGGAGACCGAAACGACGGUGAUGUGACGACUCUGAAGCAGCUUGCCGCCUCCGUUUGCCGGAAUUUUAGCUUUCACGGCCACCUACGCCGCAGCAUAAUCUUCCGGGUCCAUGGCCAGGGUGUACUCGGUCAGGCAUUUGUUGUUAGCCUGCAUCAGUGUCGAAAAAUUGAUUGGGUAUCGCGUGGUUUCUUGGCUCAGACGAUGUUCCUGAGAGGCGGUGGCAUCGCCGUUGGCAAAGAGCUUGUCCGCGAAAUCGAUUAUACCAUCGUGCCCUCCAUAGUAGUCGACGAAGCAGCCGUAGGUCGGGCCGAAGUGGAGGCAGCCGCUGCCGAUGCGAGAGGUACUAGCUGGUUUUGUCACCAGAUGUCAAGCUUUUUCCUGUUGUGAAGGCAUGAGUCCUAUCUGUGAUUUUCAUAAGUAUACUUGUUUGGGCUUAAACUGGAUAUCUAAACAAUAAACUGUAUGUGUGACCUGUUGGUAUGUGUAUCAUGUGUCUAGUUAGUUUAAUGCUUUAUCAUGAACUGGC
Molecule: messenger RNA, 658 nt
Organism: Striga asiatica
Lineage: Eukaryota; Viridiplantae; Streptophyta; Magnoliopsida; Lamiales; Orobanchaceae
Source: the annotation of a GenBank genome assembly